ACUUUGACAGUACGUAAAAGUUCGUGAGUCGGAUCGAGUGUUUGUCUUGAAAUAAAAUUUUAAUUAGAUUUUAAUGUAAUUGUUUACUUUCGCAUAAAUAUUGGUUUAAUUAGGUUAAGGGAGAUAUGCGUCUAUUAAUUUGGUUUAACUUUUAGUUAUUUAAAGCUGAAUAAACAAGUUAUUGAGUUAAGCAGUGUUAUCUUAUCUUUACGUGAAUACCUGUUCAUUUAACGUGUUAUUGCUUUCCUGGAACUUUAAGCGAGCUUACAGCGAGAAAAUGGACACUUUAAAAUUCUACUUCGUAACAUGGAAUGUGGCCACCCGAUCACCGGGUCAAGAUCUCAACUCUUUGUUGGACUUCCCGUCACAAUACAACAAAAACAAACCUCUUCCAGACUUCUACGUCAUUGGACUACAAGAGGUGAAAUCACAGCCACAGAAUAUGAUUAUGGACUCAAUAUUCUCUGAUCCAUGGACAUCGACUUUCAAUAAAAUACUGUGUAGACAAGGCUUUAUUAUUGCGAGAAGUACGAGACUCCAGGGACUGUUGCUCUUGGUGUACACACAGCUAAAGCACGUCACACACCUCAGGGAUAUUGAGGCGCAGUACACAAAGACUGGCCUUGGAGGCAUGUGGGGCAACAAAGGCGCCAUCAGCAUAAGAUUCAACCUGUACGGCUGCUCGAUGUGCCUCGUGAACUCCCACCUUACUGCGCACGAGCACCUCUUAGCAGAUCGCGUCAAUGAUUACAAUACGAUCAUCAAACAGCAUGCCUACCACGUCACGGAGACUUCGAACAUCUUGUACCAUGACUACGUAUUUUGGAUAGGCGACCUCAACUUCCGCACCGAUCAUCCCACCCCAGACAAGCCAAGUCCUACAUCAGAGGAGAUUGUAGAAACGCUACAGAAAGUAGAAAAGGAUAAAUACGCGUCGCUACUGAAGCACGACCAGCUCAUAGCAGUCAUGGAAUCUGGGGAGGCCUUCUCAGAGUUCAAGGAACCAGAGAUACGAUUCCCUCCGACGUACAAGUUCGGCAUUGGGGGAGACGAGUACGAUUUGAAGAGAAAACCGUCGUGGACUGACAGGAUUUUGUACAAAGUGAUAGAAGACAACUACGAGAACAUCAAGCUUCGAGCCGACUUAGUCUCGUACGGUCACAUGCCUCACUACACCAUCAGCGAUCACAAACCCGUCGUUGCACUGUUUAAUAUCAAGGUCCGGCACGGCUUUACAAGGUCCCUCAUCGAAGAACAACCCCGCGUGGCCCGAUCGGGCGUCAGAAUGCGAGCGGCCAUGGCGAUUCCUACCAGCGCUCUAAUAGAUGACGCUCCUACAGAAGAUAACGUUGAUAAUCCCUUGCGUUCCGUCGUGGAAGAGGCAUCGGACCCUGACGCAUUGUCCAGGCCCUUAGAAGCGUAUAUUCCCCCGGACUUCACGUUAGAAGGGAGCUCCGCAUCUGAAGAGACAUUCUCCAACUACACGGAAAAGACCGUGGAAUUUGCGCCCAUCCACCGCAUCUGGUACAUCGGCGACGCAGACUUCAGGACCCAGUGCACGCUGUCACAUGACGUUGAAGUGUAUGCCAACGACUGGAUUGGAAUUUACGACGCAAACUUCCACAGUUUAGACGACUACAUAGCGUACGAAUACCUCACCAAAGUGAGUUUGCCGCAUACAUCGGAGGCUGGCCAGCCGCGUACCGUUACACUAAGUUUCCCAGUGGGCAGUGGAGUGAGGACGCCUGGCUUCUACCGCUUCAUAUACUUCAGCCAGCCGAAUAAUGACGUCAGGAGUGUGCUGGGCAUUUCUGAACCUUUCGAAGUAAGCAGCAAAGAGGACAGUUUAGUGACCAUUGACCCCUGCGAGCAACCUUCAAGCAGUAGCUCGCCAGGCCGGUCAAAACCGGCAACCGGUUUGGACAUCUUCACCGACUUCUCUGGUCUAGACGUGACCAAGCUCUCGCGUCACGUGUCUCACGACCUCAGCAUCGACUGA
Molecule: messenger RNA, 1999 nt
Organism: Ostrinia nubilalis (European corn borer)
Lineage: Eukaryota; Metazoa; Arthropoda; Insecta; Lepidoptera; Crambidae
Product: phosphatidylinositol 4,5-bisphosphate 5-phosphatase A-like
Exons: 10
Coding region: 278-1999 (573 amino acids)
Biological process (GO): phosphatidylinositol dephosphorylation
Cellular component (GO): cytoplasm; plasma membrane; ruffle
Molecular function (GO): phosphatidylinositol-4,5-bisphosphate 5-phosphatase activity
Source: RefSeq, a predicted model, not a curated record